Messenger RNA from Ilyonectria robusta, 678 nucleotides. RefSeq lists its product as uncharacterized. The transcript is spliced from 2 exons. The record is from RefSeq and is a predicted model, not a curated record. Lineage: Eukaryota; Fungi; Ascomycota; Sordariomycetes; Hypocreales; Nectriaceae. Bases 1 to 678 code for a protein of 225 amino acids.
AUGGCUGAAGAACAUGAAGGGAAUUCAUACCCGAUAUCAGUCAAGUUUCGGUUCAACGCAAACACGUUGUCUGCAGUAGGCGACUGGAGCGACAGCGAGCAUCCCAACGUCCUGCGUUUGACCAUUCUCCGAUCUUCGUUUGAUCAAGCCGUCAUCUCGAUCCUUUUAGCACUGCCCUAUGCCAUCCAAAACUUCGCUCGAGCCCUCGUCCCCGGCUACUUCCUUCCCCCGCGAAUCGUUCUGAAGAAGACGAAGCCCCAACGGGACGACGAGUUUAACAACGAGGUGUGCAUGUACGAACGAUUGCGGCCGGUCCAGGGCCACCUCAUUCCGAUAUGCUAUGGACUAGCAUGGUGUGACGGCACGCGGGCUUUGGUCCUGUCCAAGGUCAACAGGGUUCUGCCAUUUGAGCAACCAGUAGAUUCUCCAUUAAAUGCUGCAGAGUUUUGCCGCCGGUUGGAGGUAGCCUAUGGUGAGCUUGGUACCUUCGGGCUGAUGUAUGGUGACCCAAAGCUAGAUAAUUAUCUCCUUGUUGAUGGCAGAAUUGUUAUUGUGGACCUGGAAUCAGUAGAAGAGGGGAAGGAGGAGGGAGUGAUUGAGCGCGUAAUCGAGUCAAAUGUUGAGUUUGCGAGGGAUCGAUAUAGAAGUUAUCUGAAGAGUCGACAUAUGCCGUGGUAG